AUGGUCCGGGCUGGGGGGAAUUGGGACCACGGGGACUUGGGUCUGGGGGCCCGGGGCGGCCCCUGGCCCUCGGGGGCCCCCACAACUGGGAUAUGGGAUGGGGGACCGGGGCACUGGGGCUGGGGGGGACCUGCGGCUGUGGGGCCCUGCGCCAUGGGCUCUGGGGCUCUGGGCCCUGGGCUGGGGGCCUGGGCGGCCGGAAAUGGGGCGCUGGGGGAGGGACUGGGCUAUGGGGCCGCCUGGGGCCCUGGGGGCCUGGGCUCUGGGGACCUGGGCCCUGGGCCUGGGGGCAGGGCUCUGGGGCCCUGGGCGACUGGGCUCUGGCGCAAUGGGGCCUCUGGGGCACGAUCUGGGACCGGGCUCGGGGGCCCUGGGCCCCCGGCGCCCCUGGGCCCCGAUGGGGCGCCCUGGGCUGUGGGCCGGGGCUGUGGGCGGCCCUGGGAUCUAUGGGAUAUGGAUCUAGGGGAUAUCGACUCGGGGGGGCAUGGGCUGCUGGGAUGGGGGACAUGCGGCUCUGGGGCCCUGGGCCAUGGGGGGCCCUGGGCUGGGGCCCGGGCGAUGGGCGCCCUGGGGCACCGAGGACCUGGGCUGGGUGCCCGGGCCCUGGGGCGGGGUACCUGGGAUGUGUGGGAUAUGGGACCGGGCUAUGGGAAAAAUGGGAUCUGA
Messenger RNA from Serinus canaria (Common canary), 666 nucleotides. RefSeq names its product acanthoscurrin-2-like. Bases 1 to 666 code for a protein of 221 amino acids. Lineage: Eukaryota; Metazoa; Chordata; Aves; Passeriformes; Fringillidae. The record is from RefSeq and is a predicted model, not a curated record. The transcript is spliced from 3 exons.